AUGCUUCUCGAUUGCAAUCUUUGCCUCGCCAAGCACUCUACGUCUCUACCUUCGAUCAUUGGAGUGUUGCUCGAGAACGGAGCUGAUGUGAACGACGUUUACUCUAUUGCCGCCAGCGAGAGAUUGGUGUCGGCGGCGGCGAGAGAUGGUGAUUUCGUUGAGGCGAAGAUGCUUCUCGAUUGCAAUCUUUGCCUCGCCAAGCACUCUACGUCUCUACCUUCGGUGGCGCCGCCGCUGAAGGACAAACGAG
Microthlaspi erraticum is the source of this 250-nucleotide messenger RNA. NCBI's taxonomy places the organism in Eukaryota, Viridiplantae, Streptophyta, Magnoliopsida, Brassicales, Brassicaceae. The record is from the annotation of a GenBank genome assembly.